UUUUCAUGUAUCCAAUAGAAUUAUUUUCUGUUAGCAAACACACAGUGAAAGAGGCCAAAAUGGGCGCUGUGAUUCACUGCAUUGCAUGUUGGGAGCCUUACAAAUCCCCCUUCACCUUCUUCCCUUCUUUCUCUACUCAUCGCUCUCAUUCUUCUCCUCUUCCCCCCAAACUCGCCAUGGCUCCAAGCGAACCUCUCUCCCUCACCCCCGUCCAAGACUCUCCCUUAUUCGAUUACCCUCGUCUCGAUCAACAACUCAUCCACACCAUCGCUUACGACGCCCUCGUUUGGAGCUCUCUCCACGGUCUCCUUGUCGGUGACAAAUCCGUUCAGAGAUCAGGAAGCGUUCCUGGAGUUGGAUUGGUGCAUGCGCCGCUUGCCUUGUUACCCACGCCAUUUCCGGAAAAGCAGUGGAGAGAAGCGAAUGAGUUGGCCCCUAUAUUCAAUGAACUCGUUGAUCGGGUCAGUUUGGAUGCAACGUUUCUUCAGGAAUCACUUUCAAGAACUAAGAAAGCGGAUGAGUUCACCUCUAGACUUUUGGACAUUCAUUCCAAGAUGCUACAGAUUAACAAAAAAGAGGAAAUACGAUUGGGGUUACAUCGUUCAGAUUAUAUGCUUGAUGAAAAGACUAAAUCACUUUUGCAAAUAGAACUGAACACUAUUUCCUCUUCUUUUGCCGGUCUUAGUAAUCUUGUGACUGAACUUCAUAGAUACAUACUUUCUCGCCAUGGAAAAUUGCUUGGACUAGAUUCCAAAAGGAUUCCUGCCAACAAUGCUGUCAAUCAGUAUGCAGAGGCCUUGGCUAAAGCUUGGAGUGAGUAUAAUAACCCCAGGGCCGUGAUUAUGAUUGUAGUUCAGGCUGAAGAACGAAACAUGUACGACCAGCAUUUUGUUUCUGAUGUUCUAAGAGAGAAGUAUAAUAUUACAACUAUACGAAAGACGUUGGCAGAAGUUGAUCAUGAAGGAGAAAUUCUACCAGAUGGAACACUUUUUGUGGAUGGACAAGCAAUUUCAGUCAUUUAUUUCCGGGCUGGCUAUACACCAAUUGACUAUCCUUCAGAAUCAGAAUGGAGUGCUAGGAUACUGAUGGAACAAUCUUCUGCUGUCAAAUGUCCUUCAAUAUCCUAUCAUUUGGUUGGCACCAAAAAGAUUCAACAGGAACUUGCAAAGCCUGGUGUUCUUGAGAGGUUCAUUGAAAACAAAGAAGAAAUUGCCAAACUGCGUAAAUGCUUUACUGGGUUGUGGAGUUUGGAUGACUCAAAUAUUGUUAGAAAAGCAAUUGAAAGGCCCGAGUUAUUUGUGAUGAAGCCCCAAAGAGAAGGAGGAGGAAACAAUAUUUAUGGUGACGAUGUGAGAAAAGCCCUCCUAAAAUUGCAGAAAGAAGGUUCUCUAGAAGAUGCAGCUUAUAUCCUUAUGCAGAGGAUAUUUCCAUCUAACUCUGCAGCAAUUUUGAUGCGUAAUGGCUGUUGGCAUAAGGAUCGUGCCAUUUCAGAACUGGGGGUAUUCAGUACUUAUUUAAGGAAUAAGGAUAAGGUUAUCAUGAAUAAACAAAGUGGGUAUUUGAUGCGUACAAAAAUAUCAUCAUCUGAUGAAGGUGGGGUUGCAGCUGGUUUUGCAGUGUUAGAUAGUGUAUACCUGACUUGACAGAGCCAACAAAACUGUGGGUUAUCAGGGUAGUCCAAAACAAAAACAUUACGUCGGUAAUGGUUUACAUAAUGAUAUCAUAAUGUUUUGUUUUCUCAUCACUACUACAAAAAUUCUAUUUUACAACCAUGACGGGUGUCAAGAACAGUCUUAAAAUAGAACAUAAUUGCAAUUUUGUAUCUUGCUUUUACUUAUCUGCCUCCGCAAAAAAUGAAAAAAGAGGAGAGACUGUAAAGUUCCUUUUUUCUUUUUCCAUGGGACCAUGGGAUGUAUAAUAAUUAUAGAACCUGUGGAUGCUUCGUUAACUAUACCCGACGAGUUGUUAUAUUCUUUCUAUCCAAUAAAAAUUUGGCAAGCUGUUCAAA
Glycine soja is the source of this 2008-nucleotide messenger RNA. RefSeq names its product glutathione synthetase, chloroplastic-like. The coding region runs from base 6 to 1643 and encodes 545 amino acids. The record is from RefSeq and is a predicted model, not a curated record. Lineage: Eukaryota; Viridiplantae; Streptophyta; Magnoliopsida; Fabales; Fabaceae. The transcript is spliced from 12 exons. Gene Ontology annotation, biological process: glutathione biosynthetic process. Gene Ontology annotation, cellular component: cytosol. Gene Ontology annotation, molecular function: glutathione binding; glutathione synthase activity; ATP binding.